Molecule: messenger RNA, 1806 nt
Organism: Vitis riparia (riverbank grape)
Lineage: Eukaryota; Viridiplantae; Streptophyta; Magnoliopsida; Vitales; Vitaceae
Product: alpha-ketoglutarate-dependent dioxygenase alkB
Exons: 6
Coding region: 122-1282 (386 amino acids)
Biological process (GO): oxidative RNA demethylation
Cellular component (GO): cytoplasm; nucleus
Molecular function (GO): broad specificity oxidative DNA demethylase activity; oxidative RNA demethylase activity; ferrous iron binding
Source: RefSeq, a predicted model, not a curated record
UUUUGGCCGGGAAGAAUAAAAAAAUAAUUGCUACGGUGACAGGCGGUGACAUUUAAUGAACUGCAACGAAACCCUAGCCAAAACCCUAGCUCAAUUGCGCGUGAACUGAGAAGCCGGGAAUAUGUACGGAUCCAAUGGAGUUUCCGAUGAUGCAGAGCGAACCGCGUUCAGAAGAGCGGAGAAGAAGUACAAAGUCUAUUACGAUGACUCCAAAUCUUCCAAAAAGUAUCUCACGGUUCUCUUCCUUUUUCUCUUUGAUUGUUGUUGGUUUCUCUUUUGUUACAGUGUGCUCGAAAAUUUCAGGAAAAAGCAGCUUAAACAAGUGGAUUUAUCAGAAGUUGUCGAUUUCAAAGCCAUUCUACGGUCAUUCAAUCAGAGCGGUGAAGUUCCUCCGGGAACUUUUGCGCUUCAAUGCGAUUUUGAUCGUCCAGUUUUCUGUAUCGAAAAUCGGCCCGGGUUUUAUUUCAUUCCUGAUGCAUUGACUGUUGAGGAACAAGGCCGAUGGAUAAGGGAGAGCCUAAUAAGUUUCCCACAGCCUUAUAACAGAACAAAUCACAAUGCAAUUUAUGGGCCUCUAAGGGACUUAUUCAUGGCAGCAAAAGAAAGAAAAAUUUUGGUUGAAGAAGAGGAUUCAAGUGGAGGUUUGGAUUCUCUGUCUAAUUCUUCUAUCACAAACAUGGAUGCUGAGAGAUGGAAAUUUUAUGAGGAAAAUACUGUAUCAUCAAGAGGAAGCACAUGCAAAUCAAUUUCAGCCUCUGUUCUGCUGCGGAAGUUGAGGUGGAGUACCCUUGGGCUGCAAUUUGACUGGUCCAAGCGGAACUACAAUGUCUCCUUACCACAUAACAAGAUCCCUGAUGCACUUUGUGACCUGGCUAAAGAAAUGGCAGCACCUGCGAUGUCAAAGGGGAAAGUAUUCCAGCCAGAAGCUGCAAUAGUGAAUUACUUUGGAUUAGGUGAUAUGCUUGGGGGCCACCUAGAUGACAUGGAAGCAGAUUGGACUAAACCUAUAGUGAGCAUGAGUUUGGGCUGCAAAGCUAUUUUCCUUUUGGGAGGAAAAUCUAGAGAUGAUCCACCAUUAGCAAUGUUCGUUCGAAGUGGUGAUGUUGUACUUAUGGCUGGAGAAGCAAGGGAAUGCUUUCAUGGCGUGCCCCGGAUCUUCACAGACCAAGAAAAUGCUGAAAUCGCCCCACUUGAACUGAUGUUCUCGCAUGAAGACGACGUUUGUUUCUUAGAAUACAUCAGAAGUUCAAGAAUCAACAUCAACAUCAGACAAGUUUUCUGAGCAUAUUUUUGGUAGUCUACUCAUUGAAAUUUUGAAAUUGAUUCUACAUUCCCAAAGAACAAAAAUAAGCAUCAUUUCAACCUGUAACCAUCUUUGUAGUGCAUUAUCUUGGCUUCUGUCCAUCUGUAGUCCUCUUGCCACAAUUUUUUUGAACUCCCUUUCAAAAACCACCAACCGACGCAAAGUCGUAACGAUUGUAGGGAAGCUGAUUGAGUUUGUUUUUUGAGAGCUCUACAUCAUGGUCAGAUGCAGCGGUGGCAGAGCUAGACAGAUGUUGCUCAGUCGAUCUUAUCAGACAGGUUGCUGCCUUUUUUAUCCCCAAAGGCUUCAGCCUUCUCUUCCUCUUCUUAUGUACUCUUCAACAAGACUCUUGCUGGUGGGAGCCCCAACCAUUCUAACCUAUUUGGCAUCUAAAUUGGGGUUUAAUUGUUUGAUUGUUUGAAGCAUGUUGAGGUUUAAAUUGCCUCAAUGCAAGCUGUUAAAAUUUUUCCUAAAUUGAGUAUAGUUGAAGCUGAAUCAGGAUU